This is a messenger RNA of Aspergillus clavatus NRRL 1, 3171 nucleotides long. Its product is annotated as peroxidase/cytochrome P450 family protein. The record is from RefSeq and is a predicted model, not a curated record. Lineage: Eukaryota; Fungi; Ascomycota; Eurotiomycetes; Eurotiales; Aspergillaceae. The coding region runs from base 1 to 3171 and encodes 1056 amino acids. Gene Ontology annotation, biological process: response to oxidative stress. Gene Ontology annotation, molecular function: heme binding; iron ion binding; oxidoreductase activity, acting on paired donors, with incorporation or reduction of molecular oxygen. The transcript has 16 exons.
AUGACUUCCUUGAUCGAAACAAGUACCACUGGGGGAGACAAAAAGCCUCACAAUUUUCUCAAUGAUGCUCGUCAAGACCUCGUCAGUCAGGCAGGACGAAUUGUUCCCAACCUGAAGACUGUCCAAGAGCUUGUUCAAACCGUGUUAAAUGGAGGAUUGAUGGAUGAUCGCAGAUUCCUGAUAGAGAACAUCAUCCAAGUGGCAGCGUCCCUGCCCAACACCUCGAACGCGCGAGAUAAGAUCACGGAUACCUUCGUCCGUACCCUAUGGGAUACCCUGCAGCACCCGCCGCUGUCCUAUCUGGGAGACCAAUUCAAGUAUCGCGCGGCUGAUGGAAGUUAUAAUAAUAUCAUGUAUCCCCAUCUGGGGGCAGCCGGAAGCUAUUAUGCGCGGACUGUGACGCCUCAACAUCCACGACCGGCUGUGCUUCCAGACCCGGCACUCAAUUUUGACACACUGCUGGCGCGCGAGGGUCCAGCGAGAGAGCACCCGAGCAAGAUAUCCAGUAACCUCUUCUAUCUCGCCACGCUCAUCAUCCAUGAUCUCUUCCACACGGACGAACACGACGGCACCAAAUUGAAGAACUCCUCCUACCUGGAUCUGGGCCCCCUAUAUGGCCAUAACCAGGAGCAGCAGGACCAAGUCCGGACUUUUAACAACGGCCUGCUCAAGCCCGACACCUUUGCAGAGAAGAGACUCCUUUCACAGCCACCGGGUGUAUGUGCGCUGCUGGUCGCAUUCAACCGAUUCCACAACUGGGUGGUUGGCGAGCUAGCUUCGAUCAACGAGGGUGGGCGGUUCAGCCUGCCCCCGGGUAUGAAAUCGGAUGAUCCAGCAUGCGCCAAUGCACAGAAGAAGAGGGAUAACGAUCUCUUCCAGACGGGAAGACUGAUCACCUGCGGGUUAUACGUCAACAUCAUCCUUAACGACUACCUCCGCACGAUCCUGAACCUCAACGAGAACCCAGUCAAUUCAGACUGGAAGCUUGACCCGCGCAAAAGCAUCGACGUGUUUGACAAGGGCGGGUUCCCGCGCGGCGUGGGAAACCAGGUCAGCGCCGAGUUCAACAUGAUAUACCGGUGGCAUGCGGCCAUCAAUAACCAGGACGAGGCCUGGGUGAAUGAUCUGUGCCGGAAGAUAUUUGGACCUAGUGUAGAUGCCAGCAAACUCUCUGUGUCCGACUUCCUCGAUGGACUGAGACGCUACUUUCGCGAUUCUGCCCCGGACGGACCAUCCUUGUGGACAUUCGGUGGGCUGAAACGGCGAAAGGAUGGGCGCUUUGCUGACAGCGAUAUUGUACGUCUACUGCAGGAGGGAUGCGAUAAUGUUGCAGGCGCAUUCGGAGCCAGAAAUACGCCGAAAGUGAUCAAAGCGAUCGAAAUGCUGGGGAUUCAGCAAGGUCGACAGUGGGGACUGGCCACAUUGAACGAAUUCCGCACGUUCUUCAAGCUGAAGCCAUAUUCGACCUUUGAGGAGGUGAACUCCGAUCCGUCUGUUGCGGGAGCCUUGGAAGGACUUUACGGCCACCCUGACAAUAUUGAACUCUAUGUCGGCAUCCAGGCCGAAGAGGCCAAGAAGCCAUUUCUUCCGGGCUCAGGAUUGUGUCCCGGGUUUACGAUAUCCGCAGCCAUCCUGUCCGAUGCGGUGGCGCUGGUCCGGGGUGAUCGGUUCUAUACUGUAGAUUACAGUCCGGCGAAUUUGACCAGCUUUGGGUUCAAUGUGGCUGAUUCUGACUCCAACGUCGCCGGCGGUGGUGUCAUGUAUAAGCUGCUCAUGAAAGCAUUCCCAGGAUGGUACCAGUCAAACAGUGUGUAUGCUCUAUAUCCAUUUACAACGCCUGGUAAGACGCGGGAGAUUAUGGACAGGUACGGGAAUAUCAAGGACUUGGACUUUGGGAAACCGUCGUAUAUGCCAUCCCCCGUCAUGGCCACGACAUGGGCAGGCGUGACAAAGCUGCUGGAGGACCAGAGAGUCUGUCCUCUCUGGGGGCAACGUAUCUUCCAAGUGGCCGGGCAUGGCUCCGCUCUCAGUGAACAGGUCUCUUUACAAGAGGCCCAGAGACGAUUCAUAACUGAAUGUUUCGAAGAUUCCGAGGACGCCCUCGAAAAAGUGCGAAAGACAUACGAGGUCAUCAUCACGGACCUUCUCGGUGAACACAGCCGGAGACUCGGGGAUACAUACCAGGUCGACGUUGUCAGAGACGUUACAAACCUCGCGCAUGCAUACUUCUGCGCUCGAUUCUUCCGGAUCCCACUCACCGAGCCCAAUAAUCCUUCUCCUGAUGCGUAUACUCCAAGAGAGUUAUCUGACACGCUGUCGCUCUUGUUUGGUCACAUCUUUCUGGACCUUGACCCGAGUGAAUCAUCCCAGAAACGAGCCAAAGCGACAAAAGAGGGACAGCGGAUGGGUGCUAUCAUGGCCAAAGUCGUGGCGACUGCUGAAGACAAUCUGGUCAAUCGAGUCUUACAGGCACUCGUUCGAGGAACGGCCAGGUCCCCGGUCACCACUUAUGGCACACAGCUUAUCAAGCAGCUGCUAAGAGGCGGGAAGAGUAUUGACGAGGUGGUUUGGAUGAUCAUCCCGACGGCUGCUGCGAUGUGUGCAUCUCAGGCUCAGAUGUGGGCGCAUAUGGUCGACCUCUAUCUCUCCGACGAGUAUAUCUCUCAUUGGCCGGCGAUUCAAGAACUCUCACGCUCCGACGCCCCCGAGGCAUUCGACGUAUUGAAGAAAUACGCGCUGGAAGGAUUCCGCUUGUCUCCCGUAUUUGGCGUCCUGCGCACGGCAGUUGAUAAGACCAGCAUCAUGGAUGGUGGCGAGAUACGAACCGUCGAGAAAAACACCACCGUCUUCGCCGACGUCGCCGCCGCCAACCGUGAUGCGUCCCGUUUCCGCGAUCCAUUGAAGAUUCGUCUCGACCGUCCCGCGGAUGUCUACAUCCACCGCGGCUGGGAGCCACAUGCUAGUCUCGGGAGCAUGAUUUCCUGCACGGCAGGUGCGGUGUUGCUGCGUGUUCUUGGCCGGAUGGGCAAUGUCCGUCGAGCUCCUGGGCCAGCUGGGGAGAUCAGGAGCCGACUGGUGGAUGGUAGAGUCAGGGUGUAUCUUCGUGAGGAUGGAACUGACUGGACGCAUUUUCCUCAAAAUCAAAAGAUUCUUUUUGAUAGGUUCGCAUAG